AUGUUCUUCGCUCGUUUCUUCGCGCUCUUCUUGUUCUUUGCUGUCUUCGGCAUCGCCUCCUCUGUGCCUUCCGUCGCCGCCGUACAGAAGAGGCAAGACAUUACUGAUAUCGAAGGCGUUUUCAACACGCUUAAGAGCUCCACUGACACUAUCCUGCCCCAGAUCACUUCCGCCGGUCAAUCUGGAAACGCGUCUGCUGCUACCGUUACCCCCCUCAUCAAUGAGUUGACCGCGGCUUUCAACACUGCGUCCUCCUCGUUGGCCUCCCUUCGGACCUCCAAUCGCAAGGCUCGCCGUCAAUCCGAGCCGGAAAUUUCCCUCCUUGUCGCUGGCAUUGUCACUGACGUUACCCAAUCUCUCGAUACACUCCUUGCGGACCUCUCCAUUGUCCCUGAAAUCGCCCCGCUCCUCGCUGGCGUCGAUGUCGCGCUCAACGCGACUUUGGCUGGGCUCGAGAUCCUCCUAGCUGGUGUUUUGACCCUUGUUUCGGUUUUGCUUGUCAAUGUUUCUGGGUUGCUCGAGAGUCUUUCCUUCGGUCUCACUCUGGCGUCGCUUGGCUUGUGA
This is a messenger RNA of Lentinula edodes (shiitake mushroom), 564 nucleotides long. RefSeq lists its product as uncharacterized. The transcript is spliced from 4 exons. The coding region runs from base 1 to 564 and encodes 187 amino acids. The record is from RefSeq and is a predicted model, not a curated record. NCBI's taxonomy places the organism in Eukaryota, Fungi, Basidiomycota, Agaricomycetes, Agaricales, Omphalotaceae.